Exophiala dermatitidis NIH/UT8656 is the source of this 603-nucleotide messenger RNA. RefSeq lists its product as uncharacterized. NCBI's taxonomy places the organism in Eukaryota, Fungi, Ascomycota, Eurotiomycetes, Chaetothyriales, Herpotrichiellaceae. The record is from RefSeq and is a predicted model, not a curated record. The coding region runs from base 1 to 603 and encodes 200 amino acids. The transcript is spliced from 2 exons. Gene Ontology annotation, biological process: mitochondrial respiratory chain complex IV assembly. Gene Ontology annotation, cellular component: mitochondrion; mitochondrial inner membrane.
AUGGCGGAAGAUACACGAGAAUCCGAGGGCGCCCCUCAAGAUGACAAGUCAACCUCAGAGUCGCCUCGAAUCAGGCGGCCGAAGCCCCGGCAAGACUUCCCCAAAUCUCAAGUUGGGAAGAUGUGGGAGGCGCUGGGAAAUCCUCAAGAACCGGUAAACACGAUGCCCGGAGGAACCUACAAUUCGGCAGGCGGCAGACCGACCGAAGUAUCUUGGAAAGAUGCCUUCAACUUUUCGUACGAGGGUAAAGGCCCAGCAUGGUAUCAGACGCCUUGCGCCAGAGACUCUUUGCUAGUGGGAAUAGCUUCGGGAGGGGCCAUUGGAGGAUUAAGAUUUGUCCUCAAAGGUCUCUCUUCUAUUGCAACCUCGGCCAAUAUCGCAGUCGGCGGAUUUGCUCUCACAGCAAGUGGGAUGUACUAUUGGUGUGAGCAGAGGAGGAGAGAAGAGGCCCGCGGAAUGGCGGCCGCGGUUGUAGGGAUGAGGAUGCUGCAUGAGAAGAAGGCCAGAGAGAAGAAGGAAGCGGAGGAGGCGGCCAAAGCUGCAGCUGCUGCGAAAGCCGAAGAAGAACGGAAACGCAACCAGCGAUGGUACAAGUUUUGGUGA